GCACCUUUGUUGCAGAGCACUGUAAAGAGCAAAAUGGCUCCAGCGAGUGUUCUCCGUGUAAAAGGCAUGAAUACAUCGAGUACCCAAAUGACUUUUCCAAGUGCCUUGCCUGCCGGACGUGUAGGGCAGAUCAGGUGGAGCUGAGGGCCUGCCGAGCUGACAGCAACACGCAGUGCGCCUGCAGGAACGGCACCUUCUGCUCCCCGGACCACCCCUGUGAGAUGUGCCAGAAGUGCCGGCCCCGGUGCCCCAAGGGUGAAGUGGAGCUGGCUCCCUGCACGGCGCACAGCGACCGCCAGUGUGGUCCUCCCACCGGCACCUUCUCCAGCUCCUCUAACACCUUGAUCGUGGUCAUCGUAGUGGUGGUAUUUGCGGUCCUGCUGCUCUUCAUCUGGAAGUGCUGCUGCUGCCAUUCCCCAGGAGACAGGAGAGACCUGAGCAGGAAGUCCUGCAGCGUGGUGCUCCUGGGAAAGCUGGAGGAGCAGGGGGAUGAGUCUGGCCCCUGCAGGGAUGUGGUGGAGCUGGGCCAAGCGGAGGAGGGUCUCCGCGUGUCGCGUCCAGUGAGUCCCAGCGCUCCGGGGCCGGAGGUGAUGGCGCCGAGGACCUCGUGUCCCGGUGAGAAACCCAGGAGGAAUCUGGUCCCAGUGCAAGGAAAAGACCCCAUUACCCUUUUGCGAUCCUCUUUUGACAUCUUUGCCCAAGAAGUGCCCUGCAAGGACUGGAAGAGAUACGGCCGAGCCCUUGGUCUGCGGGAGAACGACAUUGCCCUUGCGGAGAUGAACGACAAGUAUUCGCUGGAGCCCUUCUUCCAGAUGCUGAACAUGUGGAAGAACAACCAAGGGAUGAACGCCUCUGUGAACACACUGCUGGAGAGCCUGCACCAGAUCAAUCUCGGCGGGAUUGCAGAGGACAUCUCCUUCAAGCUGGUCCAGCAGGGAUCUUUCCAAUAUGAAGUGAGCUGA
This is a messenger RNA of Pelecanus crispus (Dalmatian pelican), 962 nucleotides long. The record is from RefSeq and is a predicted model, not a curated record. NCBI's taxonomy places the organism in Eukaryota, Metazoa, Chordata, Aves, Pelecaniformes, Pelecanidae.